Penicillium subrubescens is the source of this 1602-nucleotide messenger RNA. RefSeq names its product glycosyl hydrolase family 79 C-terminal domain-containing protein. The transcript has 3 exons. The record is from RefSeq and is a predicted model, not a curated record. The coding region runs from base 1 to 1602 and encodes 533 amino acids. NCBI's taxonomy places the organism in Eukaryota, Fungi, Ascomycota, Eurotiomycetes, Eurotiales, Aspergillaceae.
AUGGGGAUCACUUUCGCGAAGCCGGUACCAUCUACCUGUGUGGGAUGUUCAGAUGUCACAAUCAAUAUCCCUGCAUCAACUGGUGCUGUCGCCGUACCAGCUGACUUCUUUGGCUUUGGAUUCGAAUCCGGCCUUCUUCCGCACUAUAAUAAUGAUUUCUCGGAGAACACGGUCAAUGCUAUUCAAUCACGCAUGAGCAAGCCGCUCGUCAUUCGUGUGGGUGGCACAAGUGGUGAUCAUAUCACUUACAAGAAAGAGCAAACCAAAGUCGCUGCGGAUUGCCAUUCAAAGAAGAAGUCCUGCAAUAGUCUGGACACAUAUACUGUUGGACCAGACUAUUUCAAUGCUUUGAAACGCUUCAAGGACUCGCACUGGACGCUUCAGGCUCCGAUGGGAGAUGAUAUGAAGCUUGACGACUCGAUGGUUUUCUUGCAACAGGCAUGGGAUGCCGCCACCGAUAAAGGAGCGAAUAAGGCGAGGGUCGCUGCUAUUGCACUUGGCAAUGAGCCAAACUGGUACAAGGCCUAUGCUGUUGAUGGAUACAUUGAGCGAUCGCAAAAGAUUGAAGAGCAAGUCGUCAAGGAUUUCAAAUUGAAGGAUGGCGAAACCCGGAUUUUCCAGACUGGAGAGAUUGCGGCCGAAGUGGCAGGGAAGCCUGACUCGGACAGCAAGUUCACACUUAUGAAUCUUAUCAAGCCUCUCUUCAAGGCGAAGACGACGCAGCAAAAGAAUAUCAAGUAUGCUGCUGAGCAUUACUACCAAGUGAUUGGCUCAAAUAACGGUGGCCAUGAAUACAACACCGCAGACCUGAAAGACACUUUGAUGAACCAUAAAGCAAUCACCAAUAAGCUUGCCCCAUAUGCCAAUGAUGUCAAGUCCUUGAGCGCCAUAGACAAGUCUGUGCCUUUGGUCAUUUCCGAAGCUGGAUCUGCGAUUGGACACACUAAAGUCGAGUUUGCUGGUGGCUUUGGGGCUGCCCUUUGGGCAGUUGAUUUCCACCUGGCUGCCAUGGACCGUGGCAUCCAACGCGUUUGCAAUACACAUGGGCCCGACGCUACCCACGCGUGGUGGCUACCUGACGAUACAAGCGCCCAUGCGAAGACCCCCGCUGUUCAAGGCAUCUUCCCCGCGGCACCGUUUAUCACCGACUUCAUCGGCAAGGACGGCCAGCUUGGAAAGAUCAAAGAGAUCGACAUUAAGAAGGAGCAAAAUGACCACCUCAGCGCUUAUGCCAUGUUCGAUCAGAAGACUGGCAAGGUAUCCCGCAUUGCCAUCAUCAACAUGCGUCAAUGGGAGUAUGGCCCCGCCGUGCGCCCAAGAUAUGUUGCUCAAAUCGAUAUCGACAAGGAUGUCAAGUCCGCUGUUGUUCACCGCAUGCAGUCUGAACAUGGUGCGGCUGCCCUUGGAUUUGACCUGGGUGGCUCACAGCAGAAUGUGACCUGGAAUGGUGAGCAGUGGAGCUACAAGGUUGACAAGGGUCGUGGCCAUAAGGUUGCUGGAUAUGAGGAGGAGCGUCUGACUAUCAACAAGGACAAUAACAAGAAAGGACACAUUUCUGUUAAUGUCUGGGAUACUGAGGCGGUAAUUGUGUACCUUUCAUGA